UGCAGCUCCACCAGAGGAAGCUCAACCAACCCUGGAUGAUUUACGCAAGAUGUGACAUGUUAUUGAAAUUGUGACUUGAUGCUCUUUAACAGCUAAGGCUUAUGUGCUUGAAAUCUUGUCGAACAGAUGCAGUGCUGUCUCGCGAAGAUUUAAUAUUCGUCACUGACGUCAGAAGAGAUUUAUAAUGUAAUGCUUUGUAAUGUUCAUCCAAACGUAACGUGUGAAGGCGGGACUUUCAUCAUAGACGUUGCGCUUUAAACGUAACGUCAACAUGUCGGGGAGUGCGGUCACAAGAGUUUUACCUCAUUCAAGCAGAAUUUUGCCCUUUCUACAACCCAUUAUCACAAAGAGUGUGAAAAUAAGAAGAUCCUUAACUGCCGAGCUGCAAGGCCAGAUAAAACCACUAGAUGGCGUCAAAGUCUUAGAUCUGACAAGAGUGCUGGCGGGACCUUUUGCUACUAUGAUAUUAGGAGAUUUGGGGGCAGAGGUGAUAAAAGUUGAACGGCCAGGUUCAGGAGAUGACACGAGAGCGUGGGGACCUCCGUUUGUGGGUGAAGAGAGUGCUUAUUUUCUGAGUGUCAACAGAAAUAAAAAGAGCAUUGCUGUUAAUCUUAAAGAUCCAAAUGGGACCAAGCUUGUAACUGAGCUUGCCAAAGUGUGUGAUAUUCUGGUGGAGAAUUACUUGCCUGGGAAACUAAAUGAGAUGGGACUUGGGUACGAGGAUUUGAGAGAAGUGGCCCCUCAGCUGAUCUAUUGCUCUAUCUCAGGAUAUGGACAGACGGGCCCCGAGUCACACAAGCCUGGCUAUGACUCCAUUGCGUCUGCAGUGUCUGGUAUGAUGCAUAUUACCGGUCCGGAGGAUGGAGACCCGGUCAGGCCGGGUGUGGCUAUGACCGAUCUGGCCACUGGUUUGUACACUCAUGGAGCCAUCAUGGCUGCUUUGCUCCAGAGACAGAGAACAGGACGAGGACUUCACAUUGACUGCAAUCUGCUGUCUUCACAGGUUGCUUGUCUCACUCACAUUGCUGCCAACUACCUUAAUGCUGGUAAAGAGGCCAGACGAUGGGGAACCGCACAUGAGAGCAUUGUGCCUUACCAGGGUUUCAAGACCAAAGAUGGAUUUAUGAUCGUAGCAGCGGGAAAUGACCAACAAUUCAUGAAAGUGUGCAAAGUUUUGAGCUUGAACGGCCUUGCAGACAGCCCGAAAUACAAAAGCAACACAUUAAGAGUUGAGCAUCGCAACGAGCUGCUACAGAUUCUCUCUGAGAGGUUCAUGGAGGAGACGACGAGGGAGUGGCUGAGACGCUUCGAAGGGACAAGAGUCCCCUGUGGGCCUAUUAAUAACAUUCAGCAGGUGUUCGGCAACCCUCAGGUUGCACACAAUGGCCUCAUUUUGGAAGUGGACCACCCAACAUCAGGAAGGAUAGCUGUGCCAGGCCCUGCGGCGCGGUUCAGUAGUUUUGAAUACAGCCAGGCGAUGCCCCCCCCUCUGAUUGGACAGCACACGGUCCAGGUUCUCAGAGACACUCUUGGAUACAGCGACGAUGUCAUAAACCAACUUCUGGCCUCGCGGACUGUGACACAGAACGAUGUACACUAAGAGACCUCGAGCAGACUGGGAAAACUCCUCAGGCUAUCAUAAAUACUUCUGAAGAAUCCUCCAGUCAUCAGCCAGCCGCCCAUUAAAGAAAAAUGAUUCCCUUUCGACUCAGUGGUGAUAAUUUUGCGAUUCAUUUGAUGAAUGUCCACAAGAGACGAAACUGCAAAUGCAAAAAUAAUGACAUAAUGACACAGUUCACACACGAGAGUGUACUCUGCCAAAUGACGUGCUUUUAAGCGUCAUCUGGAUAUUAAGUAAGCACACACAUGAUUUCACUCCGAGUGAUGGAUAACCGCUUACAUUUUCUGAUCAGAGACUGAAUAACAUCAGUGUAUUUUUUAAGUUCAAUAAAAUCACGGUAUGUCUUUUCUUUAAGAAUGUUUAGUGGUCAAAAAUGCCAAAAUUGUCCCUUGCAGGUGUUAGUUUAAGACGAGAGGUCGCUUCACAAUCCUAUCAAAGCUUUUGGCUCUACGUUAGUACAUAGUUGUUUAGCCGUGCAGUGGAAAAGCCCCAUAACUUUCAAAUCUUUCAUGUCCGAUCUGUGAUUUCCAGCGACUUGGGACGCAGACUCAUAGCAGAACAAUGCAAUGAGGGUGAAAGGAAGAGAAUGUACUAUAUCUUUUGAUUACUCAAAACGAUAUUUCAUAAUGUCCGCGUUCACGUUCCGUCAAAUGACCCGGUGUGUUUUGACAGACGUUUGCUCAGCAUGGAGACACUUAAGCCUCAUCGUGAGAAGCCGUCCAGCUCAAUGCAAAGUUAAAGAGAGUUUUCCUGAAUGACUCAUCUGUUUAUACUGUUCCAGUACAUUUCACUGGAGACCUUUUUAAAUAAGUCCCCGGAAUGAAAUAAUGCUCAGUUGUAGUCUGAGCAAGGUUGUUCUCAGCCCUAAGGUCCUUCCGUUUAGUUAGAACGGACAAUUAACAUUCAAACCAAUAACCCUUUACUGACAUGAUAAUGGUGUGAUCAAAUCCCAAAAUGUUUAUGAAGCAACAGAUGUCAGCUCUCCGUGGCUUCGUUGAGGAAGACUUUCCUUUCUACACUGGCAGUGUUAAUGACAGACGUGUAAUGCUAAAGGUCAGAACUUGGCACAGGUCGGCAGUCGUCUAACGGUGUCCCAGGAGGACACUGGGAAAACUCGGAAGCAAUAUCUGUCAAGCAUUGAAAAGGUCAAUUACUGUGUGUUACGAUGUGUGAAGGUUACGAUAACCUUACUCGAUCUCUUCUGCUAUCGCCACGAAACCGUUGUUUUUUUUUGUUUGGCAUUUUUCUGCGCUUUUCCUCUGAGGGGAAUCUCAGGGUGCCCGGAUAUGAAGUCCAGGGAGAGUGCUGGGAAGCGCUUUCCUGUUUUCAGUUUGUGUUCCGCUGACACAUUCGGAGAAGGAAACGGGUUAUCCAGCCCAACCAGCUGCACAUGACAUUAGCUCCCUCCCUGCGUCCCACGCUGCACCUCUCUUGCCUCAGCCAAUGGGAGGUGACCCGUGCCGCCGUCACUUCCAGUUUUGCAUGUGUAGGCCGUUGCUUUGUCGACGAGUGGUUUCCGGAGCAACCGGCGAGCAAUGAAAUGAACUAAGCAGACCUAGAGUGAACCUGCGGUUUUGAGAUGGGAAAAAGUAAAGGACAAAGAAAUUUGAAGAUAAGAAUUAAAAAACCAUCUGCAAGUUAGUCGGAGCAGCCAUGAACUUCUUUCUUGGAGCGUAGUUGGUGAACUGGGCACAUGAGUUAAGAUGAAACACCAAGUAGAAAGCACGGCAAUCUGACUAUGGGAGACUGUUGGCAAAACGGGCCAAGAUGUUAAAGACUUUUUUCACCAUUUUUGAUCAUAUGGGCAGUCAAAGAAGCUGUCGGCUUUCGAUACGAUGCUGGGCUGCCGGCGCGAGAGCUAUAAACGUUGUUUGCCGUUGAUUAGUGUCGUGACGUAGCACUGCAUGUGUGUAUUGGCCAGGACAACCUGAAAUGUCCAUUUAUAUUAUGAUGUUUUUAGCCACCAAAUAUUGGUGAAGGGUAAAAUACCUGGCGAGCCACAUGAUUUUUGAAAAGAGCCACAGAUUCCCGAACACUGCAUUUAGACCAUCAGAAAAUGUAUUUUUUCUGAAUUUUGUUACCAAUAUUUGGGACACCAUCAAAGUACAGUUUCAGACUGAAUAGACAAAGACAAAAUUGAUCAAACUAAAAAAGCAAAGUUUUUUGCCAGAAUGGGUAACAGGGUUUGGGAAUUGGCUUUCACUUGUCACUCAGUGAGGAUUGAAAGGUCACAUUUGACUGUAUUUAGUACACUGAAAAAAGGGUUUCAUUCAACCAAUUAAACAAUUUUAGGGUAAGGAUUCACAUCUAUAUUUUAUAUCUUAAGCCAAUGAAAAAUAAUAAAGAAAAGGUAUAUAUUUUUAAUUGGCUUAAGAUAUAAAACUACCCUAAAAUAUUUUUUCAGUGUAAUAAGAAGGGAAUAACAUAAAACCGUGGUGUAGAAAAGGUCUCCAAUAAUUAAAAAAAGAAAGAAUCCUACACCUUUUUAUUUUCUCAAAUAUAGCUGAGAUAAAUCUGAAAAUGGAAUACAAGUGAGAGAGUUUCCCUCAGGUCAAAGAGAACAGUAUUAGACAUCUUUAACAUUAUUGUUGUUUGAUAGUAUUUACACAGAUUAACUAUAAACAAAUGCUAAUUAUUUAUAAAUAAUAAUCUAAAAAACAAGUUUAAUUUUAUAUUUGAAAAAGAACUGAACCAUGCUUGCCUGUGCAAAACUCGGGUCAUGGUGUUGGA
Triplophysa rosa is the source of this 4351-nucleotide messenger RNA. It is a transcript of the gene sugct, whose product is annotated as succinyl-CoA:glutarate-CoA transferase. The record is from RefSeq and is a predicted model, not a curated record. Lineage: Eukaryota; Metazoa; Chordata; Actinopteri; Cypriniformes; Nemacheilidae. The coding region runs from base 272 to 1600 and encodes 442 amino acids. Gene Ontology annotation, molecular function: catalytic activity. The transcript has 14 exons.